This is a messenger RNA of Gadus macrocephalus (Pacific cod), 2609 nucleotides long. RefSeq names its product tetratricopeptide repeat protein 39A. The coding region runs from base 230 to 1924 and encodes 564 amino acids. The record is from RefSeq and is a predicted model, not a curated record. Gene Ontology annotation, molecular function: protein binding. Lineage: Eukaryota; Metazoa; Chordata; Actinopteri; Gadiformes; Gadidae. The transcript is spliced from 18 exons.
GGAGUCAAGCGAAAACUCACUCCGCCCGCAAAACAUGACUUCAAAGCAGAUCGGCACAGUGAAGCGCCUCGGCUACAGUGUACGGAUAUUCUCUCCCGCUGUCUCUACUCUUUUAAGGGAAACAGUGGAACAAACCGCCUGUGACCUUUUUACCUUUCGGACUUGAAGCCUGGAUGCGUGUUGUGUUCUCUCCUAACUUUGUGCAGGUGUCCGCAGUGGCUGGGCUAUCAUGUCCAAUGGGAAAGAUGCACAUACGAAAGACAACCCCUCCAAGGGGAGUCUGAAGGAGAGCUUGGAUGACUGCAUGGAGGCCCUGGACCUUUUCCUCAACAACCGUUUCAGAGAGAGUAUGGAGAGGCUGAAACCACGCGUGAACGAGAGCAUGUACCACGCCCUGAUCUACGCCACAGUGCUAGAGAUGCAGGCCAUGAUGACUUUCGAACAAGAUGACAUCUCCAACGCUGCGGCCACCAUGAAGAGGGCCCAGGAGGUCUGCCAGAGGUUUCGUCGAAAACCUCCCGGGCUGGUGAAGUUUCAAGGGGAGUCGAUAACUGAAGAGCAGCUGCAUGCUGAAGCGUGUUUCGCUGAAUGCCAGCUCCAGAGAGCUUCUCUCACAUUCCUACAGGAUGAAAACAUGGUCAGCUUUAUCAAAGGAGGAAUAAAAGUCCGCAACAGUUACCUGAUUUACAAAGAGCUCCACUCAUACAUCCAGUCCAAGGACUCAUUGGUUGGACCAAGCCACCUCCACCUCGAGGGAGGUGUGGCAUUCGGUAUAGGGGCUUUUAAUUUGACUCUGUCCAUGUUUCCUGCCCGAAUCCUGAAGGUGUUGGAGUUUGCAGGAUUCUCCGGCGACAAGGACUACGGUUUGUCUCAGCUGCACAGCGGUGCCACGGUGGUGAACCUGCGCUCCCUUCUGUGUGCCCUGCUGUUGCUAUGUUACCACACCUUCCUCACCUUUAUACUGGGUACGGGGGAGGGAGAGGUGGCAGAGGCUGAGAGGCUGCUGGCUCCGUUCAGGCUUCGCUACCCCACGGGGGCCAUCUUCCUGUUCUUCGCUGGCAGGACGGAGGAGAUGAAGGGGAACAUAGACAAGGCGGUGUGUCUCUUUGAGGACGGCUGCAAGGCCCAGCAGGAGUGGAAGCAGUUCCACCACAUGUGCUACUGGGAGCUGCUGUGGUGCUUCACCUACAAGCAGCUGUGGAAGAUGGCCUACUUCUACGCUGACCUGCUGACCAAGGAGAGCCGCUGGUCCCAGGCGAUGUACGUCUACAUGAAGGCGGCGUGCCUCAGCAUGCUCAGCAAGGAUGAAUCCCGACCGUUUGGGGAGGAUGAGGUGGAGCUGUUCAGACAGGUUCCUACUCUGAAGCAGAAGAUAGCGGGAAAGUCUCCGCCCACGGAGAAGUUUGCGAUCCGCAAAGCGAGACGCUACCGGGCCUCCAGCCCGGUCAAACUACCUGUCCCUGUCCUGGAGAUGAUGUACAUGUGGAACGGCUUCACCAUGAUCAGGAAGUGUCCCGAGCUGACAGACGCCAUGAUGCAGACGCUGUUGGAGGCGGAGCGCACCCUGGCUGCAGCGCCUGGGAACGAUUACUCUGUGGACGACUACUGUGUGAUCCAGCUGCUGAAGGGUCUCUGUCUGCAGAACCAGGGUCGGCUCCGCGCCGCGGAGGAGUGCUUCAACAAUGUGUACCGCAGUGAGAAGAAGAUCCGGUACGACCACUACCUGGUCCCCAAUGCUCUGCUUGAGCUCAGUCUGCUCUGUAUCGACCAGAACCGCCGGGACGAGGCUAUCAAGCUGCUGCACAAGGCCAAAACGAACUACAAGGAUUACUCCAUGGAGUCGCGCACACAGUUCCGCGUGCACGCUGCACUCGCCAAGCUGAAGGUGAGCCCCACGGAACAGGAGGAGAUGACCCGCAUGUGAGAAGAAGAAGAAAGACCCCUUACUCACCCCCCCCCAAAAUAAUAAGUCUUCCUGGCCCAGAAGAAUGCAGGCCAUACUGUGUUAAAAGAUCAUCAACAGCAACAUUGGCAUCCAAGUGAAGAAACAGUACCAUCUUCUGGUGAACCACAGCUACUGCAAUUACAGUGCGAUUUAAACAGAAAGGUUCCAUCAAAUGAUGUAAGGUUACGUCUCUCUGUGGACUCCAGUUGUGUGGCCGGAAUGUUUGGUAGGGAUUACCAAAGUAUGUGCGUGGCUAUGUCAGUGUCAUCUCAGCCACUUCCUUGAGUUAAUUCUGUGUGAAUGAAAGGUGAAGCUUUUAAUCGCCAGUCCUGUAGUUUACAUGUUUAUAAAAGCAUCACAUCUUCAUGUUUACAUUGAGUAACCUCCAGAUUGUAAUAGAAGGCACUUGUAAGCUAUAUAUACGCAACAGAUUUUCUUUGUAAAAAUUCAGUGUUUUUUUCUGGAAAGAGUCUAGUUGAUUUAGUUAAUAUAUGGUGUUAGUGUUCCUAGUGUAGCUAUAAGAAAGGUUCCCAAAAGGUAUGGAAACCUGUGAUUUAAGAUUUUUUUUAAUCCACGUACAAAAUGAGUAAUUAUUUCACUUUACGUUGAGCUCAUGUUGGAAACCAUGGGUAAGCUUUUUUCCGUAAAUAAACUUGCACCAAUG